This is a messenger RNA of Cryptotermes secundus, 9923 nucleotides long. RefSeq lists its product as uncharacterized. Gene Ontology annotation, molecular function: ATP binding; protein kinase activity. The record is from RefSeq and is a predicted model, not a curated record. Bases 3330 to 8483 code for a protein of 1717 amino acids. NCBI's taxonomy places the organism in Eukaryota, Metazoa, Arthropoda, Insecta, Blattodea, Kalotermitidae. Gene Ontology annotation, biological process: protein phosphorylation. The transcript has 7 exons.
AGUGAAUGGAGAAGUUCAUGGAGAUAGGCCUAGGCCCACUGGGGCUGUAGUGCCAAGGAAAAAAAAAAAGGACAACAGGCUUUCACAGUAUUGGUACCUGUGGAUGGUUAGAGGUAAUAUGGGGAAUUAUUUUCAAUUUUUCCAUACAGCUGCAAGGCAUGGCAGUCCUGGCAGUCAAAAGGUCACACUUGGACACAGAACUGAUUACCAUAACCAUCAUUAUGACAACAAUUCUAACAUUUUCUGAUAUAUUAAAAAUAUUGUCAGACUUUAACCGAUGUAUGUGAAUUGCCAUUGGAAAGAUGCUGUAUACUGCACAAAGUGUUCAUAGCUGCCAAGCUGUGAAAAUCUGACAGGAUGGUUACAAAUAAAUGAAAUAGAGUGUCAAAAAUAUUCAUAAUUACAGUAAAGACAGAGUUCUCCCUGUGCAUAAUUAUGCACCACAACAUGGAGAUGCAUUUUUAUUCUUGGUACUACUUGGAGGUGAGGGGUCAUCUUCAUGCCCUGGCUGCUUUAUCGCUGGGAAAAAUCCUCAUUAGCUAUUGAAUAGGAGGUUCAGUGGUCCCUGAGCUAAUGGAUGUGGUGACAAAAACUGAACUUCUUCCCUUCCAGGAAUCAAGCCCCCAUUAUCCAGUCACACUGACCAGGCUCUCCCAGCUCAUUUUGUAAUUUGCAGUAACUAAUAAAUGUUCACAGAUGCUGGUGUAGUGCUUGCUUUAUUGUCAGAUCAUUUCGUGUUCUGUCUGCUAACCCAACUACCAGCACUAAUCUUCUGUUUAUUUCCCCAGUCAAGGAAAUCAUAUCCAGACUGUCUCUGCUCAACUGCCAGGUUGUUAUGUGAGAUGUAUAAUUGCAGAAACUUCCAUAGAAUAGAUUUAUUUGUGAACUAGCUAAUUCAGCACUGGGCGGCAUCCCUAGAUGAACAGACAUGUUUGCAAAUAAUGGACUAAACAUUAGUUAUCUUUUUAAACGUGUAGCAGUCCAGGAAACUACUGAAGAAAGCAAAUGUGAGUGCUGAAACAUAAAAUGUAAUCUGUGAAGCAAAUGAAAAACCUUGCUAAGUAGAAAUGUCAUUCUCAAAAAACACCAAGUCCUGUUUAAUGAUUUGCUCAUCAUAUUGUGAUUGAACACAAUAAAAUCUCAUUUAAAAUAUAUAUACCCAGGAGAAUCUGGUCUGAUAACAUCACACCAAGUGUCAUAAAUGGAAAAUGCAGAAGGUUGAAUGAAAAAAGACUAAUGAGAAAGUGGGGCUUUUAAGGGCCACUGUGGAGAAAAAAUAAGGAACUAGCCCUUUGCAGGAUUACUAGAAACAGUCAUUUAUUGGAGUACUGCACAUGUAGGGCAUGAGGAAAGAGAAUGCAGUCCUUUUAAGGGGCAGGCAGAGAAGAACCAUUUCUGGAGGAAGUAGCAGUUUUGUGCUUGGCGAAAACCUGUUAUGUCAGGGUUUGGAAGAGAGAUUUUCAUGUCCACAAGCAAAUUUUGGUUGGGAAAUAUGGUUUUGUUGAUGCAUCAUGUGAAUUAACAUUUGCAGAGUUCUCAUGGAAUGCUUCUCUGCCUCGGGUGAACAAAAGGCUGUGUUCAGAUGUCUUGUUUUUCAUUUCAUUUACCUUUGUUAACAUCAUUGAUGUCAUACUAAUACAGCAGUGCUGUAAAGCAGCUGAUUGGUCCUAUGUGUAAUGAAUAAUUUUUUAAAAGUCUUUGGUGUACCUUUUUGGAAAAUCUUUUGCUAUUGGCAGUUUGAACUCAAAUUGUCUGUGUUUCUGAGCAACAGUUUAUGAAGACAUGUACCUGGUCACAAUUUUUAUAUUUGUGCUAUGGUUUUGUGCUCCUUAGAUGUGAUGCUGAUAUUUAUGCAAGUGUUUAAGACUGCAGAAGCUUAUACUGCCAAGAAAAAUUAUUAUUGUGAUGUAACUGUAGUUAAUUUAUUAACAUCUAUUUCAGAUUUCUAGAAACUUAGGCCAGAAAUCACACCCAGAAACAUUCCUAUAUCUUCAAGGUUUCUGUAUUGUCACCUCCCACUCCCCUGCAAGCUACAUUGGAAACGUGCUACAAACAGAAAAUGUAGCCACAAAGAAGCAACCACAGCAUAUACACCUCCUACACACUAUAAAUAUCCCUACUCAUGGAAAUCAGAAACAUACAGUUCCACAAUGGCAUAUAUCCAGUACUGCAAAAUUUGCAUUACUACAUUUUUACAUCCAUACACCCCCAUAUACAUCUGGACAAGACACAUGGAGAUCUUUUAGACAUCCAAGUUGUUACACUACCUACAACCAUGCUAUGCACACAUAUACAGAAUUAGUACCAAAAAUACAUGUAAAAAUACGAAUACAGCACUCAAAGUACCAUCUAGUAUAUUCACUACUUGUGUGUGUGUGUGUGUAUAUAUAUAUAUGUUUUACGUAUAUUUAUAAAUAUAUAAACUGUAGAUUUCACAAUUUACAGCACAAAUUAGGAAACCUUUUAGGGAACUUUUGAGUCUAUUGACCAAAAAUAGAUUAAUUUAUAUAAGGGCCAGAAUAAAACAUUGUGUGAUGGUACAGAAACCUUGACUGUAUAUUCACAACAUGAUGCAAGGAAUAAAAAGAUGUAUAUAUCUUGCAAGGAUAUCAAUUCAUGCAUUAACUUCAUGCCUAGGGAAAUGAAACAAGAGUCCAGUCUUCAUGUUAAUAUAUAAUAUGUCAGCAUUUUGUCUGAAUAGUUUUAUUUUAUUUACCAAGCUACAGAAAUAAUCUUACAUACUCGGUGAGGUUAUGCAGAACAGUAUCAUAUACAAUGCAAUUUUGAUAUGAAUGUAUUUACACAGAUGUUAAAUAAUUUCAUGGGAAGAGGUACUUAAUCUCUCACUUAUUCAAAUUCUUUUAAUACCAUUAAUAUGUUGAAUUUUCUUGUUCAGAAUUAUGGCCAUAAUUGAGUUAAUGUUGGUAGGAUUAUAUAUUGUACUCAACUGAUCUCUCUUAAAAUAAUUGACUGUACAGAGUUUCAUUGUUUUUUGGUCUGUAGAAUUAAUAGUGUAUUGAUUCAUUAUGUGAUUGCUCAUUUGUUUUGCCAAAUAUAUUUUAAAACAAUUGUUAUGACAAUAAUUUCUCUUUCAGAGUCAAAAAUGAGUUUGUAAUUUUAAAGGCCUAGAUGACAUAUCAGCAUUCAAGCAAUUAAAAACAUGUAUGUUGUGAUGUUUAUAGAUGUAUCAGAAUUAUAACAGGAAGGGUGUUAACAUAAAUAAAAGGCCUGAAUUCUAAGCCAUGGUGGGACAAAUAUUAACUGCUGCAGCACAUACCAGAGAGGUUCAUUCCAUCUGUGGCCUUAUUACUGCCUGUUCAUAGAGCAAGAUGCUAGCUGGUGUUGGCUUCUUUCAGAGAUUGGUUCAGAGGACAACAGAUGCUGUUGGAACAGUGAAAAUCAAGCGCAAAGGUAUGCCAAUAGAUCUAAAAAAGAAACUGAAGAAAGGAAAAGUAGUUAGUGCAAAGUGUGGGAAAUUGGUGGCGUUGAAGUGGAAGGAUAAGCACAAUGUCUCAGUGCUGACUACUAAACAUUCAGAUGAAAUGCAACCCGUAAGUCGAAAGGAAAUGGAUCAAUAUGUAAAAGAAAAGCGCAUUGGCGAAGGUUCAUUUGGAACUGCUUAUCUAGUCCGAUCAAAAGAAUCAGGGGUCCAUUAUGUAAUAAAAAGGAUCAACUUCUCAAGAAUGACAGAGCAGGAGAAAAAUGAAGCAAUGCGUGAAGUUGAGGUUCUUGCUAAGCUGCAGCAUCCAUAUAUUGUUGCAUAUAAAGAAUCCUUUGAGUAUGGUAAGAAUCUCUACAUUGUAAUGGAUUACUGUGAAGGUGGAGAUUUAUAUACAAAGAUUCGGGAGUAUGCUCAGAAGGAAAGAUAUUUUUCAGAAGACAUAAUUCUCAAUUGGUUUGUUCAGUUAUGCCUUGCUCUCAAACAUGUUCAUGAUCUUAAGAUUCUUCAUCGGGACAUAAAAUCGCAAAAUAUUUUCCUCACGAAAGGUAAUAAUGUCAAAUUGGGUGACUUUGGAAUUGCAAAAAUUUUGAAGAAUACAGUGGACCUUGCAAAAACGUGCAUUGGAACACCAUAUUAUCUCUCGCCUGAAAUUUGUGAAAACAAGCCAUAUAAUAAUAAAAGUGAUGUAUGGGCACUUGGGUGCAUACUUUAUGAGAUGGCUGCAUUAAAACAUGCCUUUGUGGCAGGAAACAUGAAGAACCUUAUUGUGAAGAUUAUUCGAGGCUCUUAUCCCCAGAUUCCAUCACGUUACAGCAAUGAUCUCCGCAACUUGGUACAACAGCUCUUCAGACGAAAUCCACAGGAGCGACCAUCCAUUAAUACCAUUUUGAAGAAAACGUUUAUAUCCAAUAGAAUUGCCAAGUUUCUAACAAAAACACAACGAGAUCAAGAAUUUGGUAUAACCAGCUCACAUUUUCAUCAAGUUGUGGAAUCGAAGUCUCAGGCACAUGCAAAAAAACCAAAAACAGCUGUCACUGAUCCUGCACUGAAGUAUAGGUCACCAUUAGUUGUCAAGAAGACAAGAGUACAUAAAGAUUAUGACAAGAAGGUGGUAUCACCAUCUGCACCAGAAACUUCACAGAUGUCUAAACACAAAAUAGGACCUGCAAGACAAAUUUGCAGUGAAAUUAGUCCACCUGGCAGACUGUACAGAGUUGUUUCACAAGAGGCUUUUUCUCUAGUCCAGGAAGAAGGAGACGUGAAAAGGUCUUCGGUACUUUCAAUUGUAAAGAAUCACUUGGACAAGAUACGUUGUGCUAGGAGUAUGCUAGAUGGAGAACACUCUGUUGAACCUAGAAACAUAACUGAAACAUUUAACCAAUGCAUAAUGAAACCAUUUGUAAAUAUAAUUGCACUGAACUUAUUAGAUCCCGAAAAAGGGUGCAUUAUUGAGGAUGCUUUAUUGCAUGAAGGAAAUAAAGAUAAGAUCACUGCUGCAUCAAGAUCAGUGCAUGAGAACUGUAACAUACAAAAUAUAGAAGAUGCUUUUCUUGCAAUUUUAGGCUUUAACUGCAUACUAGAAACACUGUGUAACAAGAAAAUGCAGCUGGAACCAGAGAAGUCAUUUGUGAAACAACACAAAGCAACAAAAUUUCAUAGAAUACAGAAGAACAGAAAUGGAUUCAAUAAAACAGUGAUCAGGCUUACAAAUAUGGUGUCUGAUCCAGAAUUCCUUGCAUCACUUCAUAUUAUAAGAUUGCAAAACUUCAAGGAAAGACAGCUUAUGAUUAAAAAAAGAAACAAAGAGAAUGAAAAUAAGAUGAAUAGCAUAAGGUGUCAAAAGAAUAGAAGUAAUAGUACCAAUGUGCAUUCCCCAUGUAUGCUCAACAGUGCAGAUCAUGCCCCAAGUGAUGAUGUCAUGCAUGUAAGUAACACAAUGGGAGUAAGUAAUGAACAGUUGAAAACAGAAGGUAUUGCUACCAGAAAUAUUGUGAAUAGAAUGAGAACAAGGAUUAACAAAAAGAGAAUGGAAGCCUUUGAGAAAGAAAAGAAGAAAAUAUUAGAAAACAGAUGUACAGAAUAUACAGAUAACAUCAGUAUUCCUGUGGAUGAUCAUGAAGUAAACAAGUUGGAAGAAGAAACAGAGGAAUCAAAUAUUAUAAAACUGAAAUACAGUAGAAAUACAGAUGAGAAGAGAACUGCUUUAUCAGCAGAAAACAAGAAUAUUCCACAGGCAAAUAAAGAAAAUGAAACUUAUAUAGAUGGUGAAAACAGAAUCUCUAAGGUGAGACAGAAAUGGAAGAAAGAUUCUAGUUUCGAAUUAGGAAAGGAAUCGCUUGAGUUAGCAGACUUCCUUAUGGAUUCGACAUCAUCAGGUGAUUUUGUUAUAAAAUAUGGAAAUUGGAAGCAGUGGAGCAGUGCAGGUACUCUGUGUGAAGGAACUGUUAUGGACAGGACUUACACUCUUGAAAGACCGUACCCUAUACCAAGCGUUUUUCACAUUGACUCAGUAAUGACAAAAUCAGGAAGUGAUGUGUGCAAUGUCAGUGAAAAUGAUGGCUGUGGUGAUGGAGUUCCAGGCAGCAUUCUUGGAGAAAAGCAGACAAAAGUUGACAUAAACUCAAAAUAUACCCAAACUGACAUUCCAAGUGCUGUGGUUCCAACACAGGCUAUUACCAUGCAAGAGUCGAUGGAUUGCAAUUUGAAACUUUCAAAUCCAGGGCAAACAUUUGUAUCAAAAAAAGAUAAACAUAUGGAUUAUCAAAAGCUGAAAGGUGAAUGUAAAAAUCAUCCAUAUCAAAUACAAAUGUUGCUUCAAGGAACUCAAAUAGAUCAGGAAUCACCUGUGAUUUUACCAUGUUCAUCUAUGGUCCUGAGCAGUACACAACUUGAUGAUUUUUUACCUCCACCUCGAAGAAAACGAAGAACAAAAACAGCAACACAGUAUCACUCUCAUGGAAGCUGCAUGAAACAUAGGACAACGAAAAGGUGGUUAAAUUCUGAUGAUCGCAAGAGGAAACAUUCCCCUUUAACUUCUCCAAGACUUUGUGUUAUCUCAGUUGACAAUUCUACAACUGUUACUAGUGGAUUUGGAAGUACUGAUAUGAGACGAACAUGUAAGAAUGUCAUUGAUCAUUUACGAGCACAACAUACAUCAGAUGAAUUAUGCAGUAAUGGGUUACCAGUAAUAACCAGCGUGGUUGAUGCUGUAUCUCAUGAGAGUAAACUGAACAAUGUACAAAGAGAAUCAAAAAUUGACAAAACUUCAAGUGACACUAUUGAACAUGAAAAUGUACAACAGGGCAGGAGCUCAAAUUAUGAUAAACAUAAUGGAAACCAAGUUGUAAGAAUCGAUAGCUUACCCAGCUAUGGUAAUGGAAGCACAAAAGGCAAUGAGAAAUCCUCAAGUACUGGAGAGAUACAUACAGAAAACACUCAUAACGCUUUGCAAGUAUCCUUGUCAAUCAACAGCAUUAAUAACCAAAUGAAAAAGAAAGGUGUAAAUGAAAAUGUAUUUAAUAAUUUAUUUGCAGAUUUGUAUGAAAAAGAAGGCAGCAAACUAAAGGAGAUGCUAGAUUUAAAUAACAGACAUUACAAUGCUGAAUUAGGUACAAACACUGUAGAAAGUAACAAAAAAGUAUCACUGCAGAAAACCAAUAAUGCAAAUGUGAAAUAUCCUACAAUAAAAUAUGGUGUUACUAAGCCAAAAGCAGGUGAGAUCCAAAGCCAGUAUGAGUCUAGAGAAAUUAUGCCAUUUAACAGAAAAUCUGAGAAACAGAAGACACGUCCCAGAUCAGCUAUAAUUUCAACCAUCUCACAAACUAAAACAAACCAAGAAAACUCAAUGAGACCAUUGUCAAGUGGGCCAUAUUUAUUUCAUAAAAGCUUAAAAUUUAGCAGACUACUUCCUGUUAUUCAGCAUGACACCAAAAACAAAAUAAACACAAAUCUGGAUGCUAAACACCACUCUUUUACUUUGGAAGAUGUAAGAGAAGCCGCAGAAUAUGACAAAAUACUGAAGGAGACAGAUGGUGGUGGUGGAGAAACACAGACUACUCUUGUUUGUCCAGAUAUUAAUUUGGCACAGCCCCAUGAAAACAAGAAUCUAUUGGACAAUGAUACUGCUCAGAGCAAAGAACACAGCUUUCAAGCAAUUCCUUUAAACUGUGGCAUAAAAGUUGAUGGUUCAUUCCAAAAUAUAUGUCAUAUAACAUCCACAGCUACUCAGAUUUCAAGCAGACUGAAAAGGCCAUCAUAUUAUAUUCACAAAUUAUGUGAACUUGAAACGAAAAAUGCAGAAAAAGCUAAAAUUGGGAAUAUAACACAGGACAUGAAGAAUUAUUUUGAACAUGACAAAGUACCACCAUUCAUAACCAAUAAACUUAAGCAAAUUGAUUGCAAAAUGCGAAGUAGUGUCAUCCCGAUGGAUUCAAAACUCUCAGCUACAGAUUUAGAGGAACCAGACAAGCACCUGUCAUCACCUUGUAAUGAACCUAUUCAUCUAGCAUCUUUACCAACAAAUGGAUCAUCCCGGUGCUCACUUACAAGAACAAUGUCGCUUCCAGAAUUAACACAGACCUUCACACCUAACCUCAAUUUUCAAAUACCAUUCCAACUUACACAGAGUACAAGUGAUGUGAAAAUCAAACCAACAGAGGACAGAGAUGAAGUGACAGUAGGCCAUUCUGAGGGACCAGUUCACACAAACGAUAUAAACCACCAAAAUGCUUAUUCCAGGAUGAAUUUAUUUUCUGUUGGCUCUACAUGGCAUCUAGACGAAGCUGGUAAAGCUGUAACAUAUGAAGAUGAAACCAUAUUUUCUCAUAUUGAAGAGUGGAGAAUGAACUUAGAACAUGAAUUAGGAGUUGAAAAUUUUCUACAUGCUUAUCGAAAAUUACAACUACUUCAUGAGACUGGUGUAAACAAAGAAGACUGGCAAAUGGUGAACAAACUGCUGGGAGAGAACAAAGCUCACCUGGUCAUUCAAGUCUGGCAGCUUGUUUUGGCUGAUGGAAUUUACAGUGAAGAAGACAGUUCCUAAUUAUAAGGUAUAACAAUUAAACAACCAGCCUGAUUCUGCAAACAAAGAACAUUUUUAAGCAUAUGAAAUAAGUGUUUCCUGAAUACCAGCUAUAAAAUAUUGCCCUGUAAGAAAAAAAAUCAGGAUAUGAUGUACAGUAAAUGACCUGUUUAAUAUUCAUUCAUAAAUUACUUGUGCUCUACUUUUUAUACAAGUGUCAAAUUACCAUAUUGUAAACACACUGAACAUUUCAUGUUAAAAAUAUUAGGGACUGCACCGCCAGUAUGGGUGAAUACACUUGAAAAAGUAAAAAGGGCACCAUAUUCACAUUUAUAAUGUACACUUGUGAUAAGCUGGCAGCAGCCACUGAACUAAAACUAAAUUCAAUGGCAACCAGACUUAAAGAUGAUGCGUGCAUUCCAAUUCUUUUUCACUUGCCACAUAAUUCUGACACUGUAAUACAUAUCUUACAUGUUAUAAAGGUACUUACAUUUCUAACUUCUUUCAUGUGCAAAGAAUCUUAUAUAAUAAAGAAAACGUAUAAUUAUGUUUUUUCGUGUAUGUACACCUCACUGUAUUUAUAACACUGUGUAAUGUUUUACUGUUAGUCACUUGAUUCUAAUAUGGAAAGCUUGCAGUAAACUCAGAAAAAUUUUAAAAAAUUAAUCAAUAAACUGCAGGAUUUGGAAAUGUUCCUGUAUUUGUUAAUGCUCAUCAGGGAAACCAUUUCAUUACAGUAUGGCAUGGCCUCGGCCUCCAGCUGGAGAGACAGCUGCUUCUCAAAUUUUGGGGUUGAGUGGGAGUAAACUUUCCUUUCACUUACUGACUAGCCUAUCAGUGCUAGAAUGAUCAAAUCAAGGAUGCAGUGGGCAGGGCAUGUAGCACACAUUCAAACUGAGAAUGAGUUCAUACAAUGUUCUGGUAGGAUAAAGCGUCUGAAAGAAGGGCGUAGAUGGGAGGGUGACCAUAAAAUGAAACAUAAAGCAAUAGGACAUGAGGGUGUGGACUGGAUUCAUCUGAUUCACGAUGAUCAGUGGAGCCUGUUGUGAACCUUACAGUUCCAUGCAGUUCUGUAAAUUUCUGUAUUAGCCGAGAAACUAUAAUCUUCUCAGGAAUGAUUCAGCCCAUAGAUGUGGGUUAUUUAAUGAAGCCUGGCAUAUCAAGAUUAUCAUGACAGAUGAUUGAGGGAUUGUAAAGUGCUUAGAAGCAAUCCACUGUGGCCUAUUUACGAUACAGUCCUGGAAUUUUUCUGGAGUGAAAGAGAAAAUUCACCAAAAUAUCAGGACAGCCAGCGACCUUGUAAGGAUUCGAACCGAGCAUCUCUUCAAUGCAAGUCUAGGAUGAUUAAAUAAAUGGGAAUGAAAUGGGUAGGACAUGCAUGGGGAAGUUGAUGAAAGCACAAAAAAAUUCUGGUCAUGAAGAAAGAAAAAGACAUAGGCAUACGAAGGGGGACCCAAAAAU